Molecule: messenger RNA, 2099 nt
Organism: Manis pentadactyla (Chinese pangolin)
Lineage: Eukaryota; Metazoa; Chordata; Mammalia; Pholidota; Manidae
Gene: RMND1
Product: required for meiotic nuclear division 1 homolog
Exons: 12
Coding region: 168-1646 (492 amino acids)
Biological process (GO): positive regulation of mitochondrial translation
Source: RefSeq, a predicted model, not a curated record
CUGCGUGAUUUCAGGCGCUGGGCGGGGCGCCGGCGCCGGAGUGAGGCUUCCUGCGUUCGGCUGGGUCCUGCUGCCGCUGGGCGAGCUCGUUCGCCAGGCCGGGAAACCGGAGCCUGCUUCCUCAGCGCUUCCCUCUUCUCUUCCGGCGGAAAGCUUGAGAUGUGGUAAUGUCACCUAGACUCCUCAGAGCCCUGGCUAGAUCUCACUGUAUUUUAUCAAAAGCACAUCAGUGCCAAAGACUCAUUCAUCGAACAUCAAAACCACUUAAAGAAGUUGAGACUCCAACAUGCAGCACUGUGACAAGAAGUCAGAACUUGAAUUUGUCCUUUCCCACUACAGCAGCUGGUAGUUUGCAUAAGCCCCAGAUCCUGGAAAUGAACCAGAAACUGUCAAAUACAAGCAUAUUCUCUCCAUUAAAUACAGCGCAUUGCCGAGAUGAAAAGGCAAAGCGACCAACCAGGAAAUCUUUUGGAACUCACAGGAAGGUGACUCACAAACUAAAUCUAUUAGGUUCUAAGUGGUUUAUAAAAAUACUAGAGCGGCAUUACUCAUCUGCAUCAACGGAAGCACUUGUUUCUAAACAAGACCUUCUGCAAGUCAAGAGACCACUAAAGGCAUCAAGGACCAGGCAGCCAUCCAGGAGCAACCUUCCAGUUCUGUCUCUGAACGAGGAUAGAAGAGAGACAAAGGGAUCUUUGAUGUCUACAGCCAUCAACAUUAAAAAUAGGAGUGCAGAAUAUUUCAAACUUGACCAGGCCUGCAUCUAUCCGAAAACCGCCUUGCAGGAUCUGAUGCACUGCACAGCGUUUGCCACGGCAGAUGAAUAUCACCUUGGAAAUCUCUCUCACGAUCUCGUUUCCCAUGGAUAUGUCGAAGUAACAAGUUUGCCUAGAGAUGCAGCAAAUAUUUUGGUGAUAGGUGUGGAAAGUUCAGCAAAAGAAGGUGAUCCUGGAACAGUAUUCUUCUUCAGGGAAGGAGCUGCUGUGUUCUGGAAUGUGAAAGACAAAACUAUGAAGCAUGUGAUGCAAAUUAUAGAAAAACAUGAAAUUCAGCCCUAUGAAAUUGCAUUGGUACACUGGGAAAAUGAAGAGCUUAACUACAUAAAAAUAGAGGGGCAGUCAAAACUGCACAGAGGGGAAAUCAGGUUAAAUUCAGAACUAGAUUUAGAUGACGCCAUUCUAGAGAAAUUCGCUUUCUCCAAUGCUCUUUGCCUUUCAGUGAAACUGGCUAUUUGGGAAGCAUUACUGGAUAAAUUUGUUGAAUCAAUUCAGUCGAUUCCAGAGGCUUUAAAAGCUGGGAAGAAAGUGAAACUAUCUCAUGAAGAAGUUAUGCAGAAAAUGGGUGAACUCUUUGCCCUAAGGCACCGUAUAAACUUGAGUUCAGACUUCUUGAUCACUCCAGAUUUCUACUGGGACAGAGAAAACCUGGAAGAACUUUACGAUAAAACCUGUCAGUUCCUCAGCAUUACUCGGAGAGUUAAGACAAGAGUAAAGGAAAAGAGCAAGUUCACAGUCACCAACAAUGGACAUGGUUUGAGCAAGGAACCUACUGAGGGUGUGGGCCAGAAGUCUAAAAAUAAGGGUGUCUUUCAAGAACUUACUCAAUGUGAAUAUGAUAUGAUGUUCAACCAUGAAAGCUACAGUUGAAGAUGAGAAAUGUCAAGGUAGGAUCAAUAAUGAAAACAAAAGCACAGUGAAAUAAUCAAGGAGCUGGACAAGAAUCAGAGUGCCAAGAAGGAAGGGGAAACUUGGAGCAGUGCCACUGCCUCAUCGCUCCGCUAACCCAGGAGGGGCACCUCGGUCUUGCCUGGCAACAGAGCUCUUCCAAGUGGAAACACUGCUGGAAAGUUGACUAUGCAGCCCAGAGGACAGGUGGAGUAGGGUCCAGUCAGUCCUAAAAUGAGAAGUGUCCCAGAAAAAGUCAGUUCUGCACCAGUUUUCUUAAAAAAUUUGGUUUCUCGGGCCUUAACUGAGUACAUAGGGAAAAUACAUACAAAGCUCUAUUCAGUACUGUAAACGAGGAGAAAUCAGGUAAUGUCCUAAAGUAUAAAAAUAGUCUAUUUAAAUUUUGCUCCAUUAAAUAUACGUAUGUUCUUUCAA